AUGUUAUUCUCGGAAGAACGCUUAGCUAGCUCAGAGAUAAACAAUGCGAUAUGCAAAGGUUUUGCUGGAAUGACGGGAACACCAAUCUUCGAUAGAGCCCACUCACGCCACCACAACCAGCCAGACUUGUACUUCAGCAUCAUGGACGGAGCCUUGGCAUCUAAUUGCAGAUCAAUAAGGCCUGGAACCAUGUCACUCGAAGAAGAAUCGGACAAUGAGGCUGCUUCAAGCCAAAUCCCGGAACUCAGAACAUCUGAGAGAAAAGAAAAUAUCGUGAAAAUCGAACAAUUACUUCGCUAAUGACCAAUUUCAGCAAAAAAAAGCCAAUGUACGCACAAAACAAGUGCGACAAGACCACAUUGACUCAAAGCACACCAAAUAAGGUUCAAACUAUGCCAAUUCAGGCUCAAAAUAUGCUAAAUCAGGCUCAAAACACUUUCCGUGACAGGACCAAAAACUCACCCAAAAUCCACACGCAAAGCCAACAUUCUGAAGUUUGGGCAAUUGUGAAAAAAGGACGGGUGAGACUUAUGGAUCUGCCUCUGACCUGGGCCCUCCAAAAUAAGAUCCUUUAUGGCUGGAAGCACAAAAACCUCCCUGACGAAUGACAUAAAUAGAAAAACAAGAAACGAAAAUAGCGAACGAAUACUGGAGAAUAUUGGAUAUGGCCUAGGAGUAACGCCAUAAAUCCGAAGGUGAAAAGAAAGCAAGUCUAACAUGUAAAGUAAAGAGAACUAAUUAUCUUUAAACAAGGCCCCAAACGCUGCGAAAAGCUAAAAACCCUUCAAUUAUUCUGACCACUCGCUGAAUAGGAAGGUCCUGAACGGGAAGAAAAAGUGGUAGAAGUAGAAGACGCCGAUUCCUUUUGAUCCACGGGAUGGAAACGAUGACGCCUUUCCUUGGUUUUUCUCUCAGCCCUUCUCUCCGCCCUGUACAUCCUCUUUUCGUCAUGAAAAAAAAUACAGGAAAAUCUCUGAAAAUUUCAUGUGAAAGAUGUAAUUUCGUGAUAUUUGACGUUCAUUUUCUCAGGCUCCCUCAGGCCUUCUUUGGUGUUAUUACAGGUGAUUUAUUACAUCUUUAGGUCUUGGAAAAUGUAAAAAGGAAUGCCCUGUUUCAAAUUAUUCUGGUACAAGUUUUUUGUCCAUUGAAAAUUAACAUUACCCAAUUUCAUAGUGGAUUCCAUCUUAAUUUGUUUUGCAUUUUCUUGUGGUAAGCAUUAAAUAAUUUUAAAAUGAUUAAUGCACAGUUUUCUGUUAUAAUAAAGGCUGAGUAAAUUAAAUAAUUUAUUAGGUUAAUCAGCUAUAUUCUAUUUCUCAAAAUAUUAUGUUUGAUAAAAUAAAUACCGACUCAAUUAUUCUUAUAUAUAAACAUAAAUUAAUAAAUAGAAGCCUAAGUUUGCCUUUCAAUUUCCUCCUCCAAGGGCAAGUGGUUGUUUUGGUACAGUCACUGGAGGGACAAAGCAGUUAUGAUGUACUAGCUGUUGGGAAAUUAUUAGGAGUAGCCACUUCAGAUUUGGUGCCCGUUUUGGUUGCUUUUGUUCACCUAAAAGCAGCUCAUCUUCUCUCUGUUGGUCAGGUGGUCUUAUGGCCAAAGACCCUGGUUGCAGUGUAUGGAGAACAAGCUCAAAGACAACCAGUCCCAGCAGAAAUCAUAUCCCCCGUCUCCAGCAUUCCUACUAGUUCCACUGAAGAUCGUAGAAUGAACUAUGGACUGCAAGUCUUGCAAUUGGGAGUGUUCUUGAUGCAGCUGAAUGACACUGAGGCGGAGGGCGAUGGAGAGAGGAGGUUAAGGAACUGGGAAAUGCUAAUGCAUAUUUCAGGUCCCGAACACGAAGUAUGAAGUAUGCUUUUGAGUCCAUGCAUUUUAUAACAUUUGUUUGACUCUGAAGAUGACUACCGCACAGGUUGUCGAAACGUCAGUCACUGUCAACAACAACAGUCCUAUUCAGGACUACGUUCACCCGGACGAUCAAACUCAACCUACCUUUGAAAUGACUCCUGGGUUCAAACCUUUCACCAUUUGUUAAGAGCUUAUACAGUGAAAGAAUGGCUCACUUAUUCUUCAUGGCCAGUUUGUAAAUGCAAAGGUGGAAAAGGAAACAACUAUGCCAAUGAUUUAAAAAUGGAGCACAAAGUGAGGAAUGAUAAAGGUAUUUUAAAAGGAAUGUGUAGGAACAAAACGCUCAAAGCUGUACAGAGGUCAACAUCACCAAGUUUUCUUUUGAAUGAAAUAGUAAAGCAGUAUGACAGUAACAUUUCCCCGGAGUCAACAGCCCAUACUUAUGCAUGCACCUGCAAUGAUGUCAGAGAGGUGAUCAACAUUAUAAGUGGGAAAAAUCCAUUUGAUUUCAACCAGGAAGAAACAUUAACAGCUUUCCUUUCAUUUCAACAAGCCCAUUAGAUCAGCUGGAUGUAUUUGCUCUGCACGCCUGGUUAACACGGCACAAGAAACGCCUGGCAGCAAAUCCAUACAGCUGUGAUUUCCUGUGCUGCGAGGAUGAUGACCAAGAGAGUACUGAUGAGGAGGAGGAAGAAGAGGCUAUUAUUGUUGAUGAUGGCAAUGAUUUAUAA
Molecule: messenger RNA, 2570 nt
Organism: Porites evermanni
Lineage: Eukaryota; Metazoa; Cnidaria; Anthozoa; Scleractinia; Poritidae
Source: the annotation of a GenBank genome assembly